Sinocyclocheilus anshuiensis is the source of this 1429-nucleotide messenger RNA. It is a transcript of the gene trim59, whose product is annotated as tripartite motif containing 59. Gene Ontology annotation, biological process: protein monoubiquitination. NCBI's taxonomy places the organism in Eukaryota, Metazoa, Chordata, Actinopteri, Cypriniformes, Cyprinidae. Gene Ontology annotation, molecular function: zinc ion binding; ubiquitin protein ligase activity. The record is from RefSeq and is a predicted model, not a curated record. Bases 90 to 1277 code for a protein of 395 amino acids. The transcript has 2 exons.
AGUGAGUGUGCGCAUGCGCAUGUCGUGUUGUCAUUCCGCUGGACUCGCACUGCUUCUGACGGGAAAACCGCUGCUGGCUGCAUUCCCCCAUGAUGGAUGAUCUGGAGGAGGAUCUGACGUGUUCGGUGUGCUACGCUCUCUUCUCUGACCCCAGAGUGUUGCCCUGCUCGCACACCUUCUGCAGGAGCUGUCUGGAGAAUGUGCUGCAGGUCUCCGUCAGUUUCUCCAUCUGGCGUCCCCUGCGUCUGCCGCUCAAGUGCCCCAGCUGCCGCAGCGUGGUGGAGCUGCCCACUAACGGCGUGGACGCGCUGCCGGUCAACGUCUGCCUGCGGGCCAUCGUGGAGAAGUACCAGCACGAGCGACCCCCCGCCUGCCCCGAGCACCCGCGCCAGCCUCUCAACGUCUACUGCGUCCAGGACCGCAAGCUCAUCUGCGGCUUCUGUCUGACGGUCGGCCAGCACCAAGGCCACGCCAUCGACGACCUCCAGACGGCCUGCGUGAAAGAGCGCAGCGCCCAGAGCCGGCUGACGGAGAGUCUGCGCUGGGAGGAGGUCUGCGGUCUGACUGAACGCCUGGCGCAGGAGAAGGAAUGCAGCCAAGCUUUGGUUCAGAAUGACCGUGAGAUCGUGUCACGGUUUUUCCAGGGCCUUGACCUCAUCCUGGCUCAGAAGGAGGAGCGGUUCAUGCAGGCUCUGGACCGGGCGAGCGUGCUGCUAGCCAGCGCUUACGAUCCGCUCAUCCAGCAGGUGAAGGACAUGCAGGAGGAGCACAGCGAGCUGAUGUCCCUCAGCUCCAGCGUGGAGAGCGAGGAGUGUCCGCUGGCUUAUCUGGAGCAGCUGCAUCAGCUGAGGGAGCGAGUGAACACUCUGAUCCAGACGCCGCUGCCGGAGAUCCCCAGCCUUCACGUGGCUCCGCGGGCAGAGCGCUUCUUCGAGGAGCACUGGUCUGACGUGACCAUCAGAGGUCUGAGAGACGCUCCUGUUCCUGAAAUCUCAUGCUCGAGGACCGGCGCUCAGGCCGCUGAUGGAGCUCGGCUCCGGCGUCGUCCUUCAUCUCCGGCGGUCGUGGUGCUGCUGCUGCUCGUGCUGCCGCUCACAGCCCUGUGUCUACAGUCAGCGUGUGGAAGCACUCCGGGGCUUUCUGGUCUCUUUCAUAUAGUUUCAAGUGAACUCGCCCAGCCGCUCCAAGAGAUGGGGACGUUCUUCUGCUGUCUGCUACAGAACAUGAACACCAAACUAAACACCUUUAUUUCUAGCUUAGGAGAAAACGCCUAUUAGCAUCUGCUCAGCUUUCUCAAAACACCACACUAGUGUUCAAUGCUGGAUGAUGCAGAUAUUCAGCCUUCGUGAAACACGAGCUCAAUGCUUUUCUGGGUCAAGCUGGUUUGUUUUUACAAACCAUUUACACAUAUGUGACCCUGGAGCACAAA